AUGGUCAAAUCUAUCACUGCGCACGAAUUGCGCCAUCAUUGGGUGAAUCGAAAGGAAAUUGCCCUUCUCGACGUACGCGAAGAAGGCCCAUAUGCCGAGUCUCAUCCUUUGUUCGCAUUGAGUGUUCCGGUAUCUGAGAUAGAGAUGAAGCUGCCUGCACUGAUACCUCGGUUGUCAGCUCCGAUUGUUGUCUACGAUGAUGGCGAGAACUAUGUUCAUCGCGCGGCCACCCGGAUAUUGGAUUUGGGAUACACCGAUGUUGCCAUCUUGGAAGGAGGAGUCUCUGGCUACGCCCUUGUUGGUGAGGUUUAUCGCGAUGUGAAUGUCCCGUCCAAAGCGUUCGGCGAGCUCGUGGAGUCUAUAAAUCACACUCCUUCUUUACCAGCGCGGGAAAUCAAAGAUCUGCUGGAGAAAGAAAGUAAGGCAGUCAUUUUAGAUGCACGACGCUUUGAAGAGUUUAACACAAUGUGCAUUCCUCGGGGCCGCAGUUGUCCCGGUGGAGAGCUUCUUUACCGCGUGCUUGAGGCUGCACCUUCUCCCGACACAACUGUUAUUGUGAACUGUGCCGGUCGCACACGAAGUAUCAUCGGUACCCAGUCUUUAGUCAACUCUCGAAUCCCGAAUAGGGUGAUUGCUCUCCGGAAUGGUACCAUUGGGUGGACUCUAGAAGGCUUAAAGGUCGAUACCGGGAAAACAGCGCGUGCGGAACCACCUUCCCCUGAGUCGUUACAAAAAGCGCGUCAAUUUGCAGAGUCAUGGGCUGCUUAUGUUGGAGUUCCUGUGAUUGAUACGGAGAAAUUGAACGAGCUUACUGCAGGGCAUGAAACUCGAACUGUACACUUAUUAGAUGUGCGCGAUCCAGAAGAAUACGCGCUGGGUCACCCGACCGGCUUCGCCAACGCGCCCGGUGGCCAGUUGGUUCAAGCCACUGACGAGUGGGUCGGUGUUCGCGGCGCUCAAAUUGUUCUCUACGACACGGAUGGUGUGAGAGCACGCAUGACAAGUACCUGGCUUUUGCAACUUGGAUGGGAAGUUUAUGUUCUCGACGGAAAGUCCGUCUUACCGCAGGACUUGUCGGCACCUAAGAAGUUGCCUGUGCGUAUUCCGGAAUCAGGAGUCAUCACGAUUGAGGAGCUGCAAGCACUCCCAUCACCAACCAUCGUAGAUCUCGCCCGCAGCCCAGUAUACCGAAAAUGUCAUAUCCCUGGCGCAUAUUUCGCUUCUGGGCCUGAACUCGCUCGAGAUUUGAAGACCAUCAACGGUAGUGGUCCCAUCGUGUUGACCUGCCCGGACGGUGAUAUCGCUGCGACAAACCUGAAGGACGUACAAAAUUCAAUCUCGCGACAGGUAGUUUAUCUCAAAGGGGGAACUGCAGCCUGGGUCGCAGCUGGAAACUCACUCGAGACUGAGGCCCGCUGGCUUUCCCAGCCAAUUGACGUGUAUAAGAGACCGUAUGAAGGAACAAGCAACGCUCAAAAGGAUAUGCAGGCUUAUCUUGAUUGGGAGUAUGGGCUUGUUGCACAGUUGGCGAAUGAUGGGGUCUCAUGUUUCCAUGUCGUGCGCGAUCGACGAGGCUAG
Penicillium malachiteum is the source of this 1578-nucleotide messenger RNA. RefSeq lists its product as uncharacterized. The coding region runs from base 1 to 1578 and encodes 525 amino acids. Lineage: Eukaryota; Fungi; Ascomycota; Eurotiomycetes; Eurotiales; Aspergillaceae. The record is from RefSeq and is a predicted model, not a curated record. The transcript has a single exon. Gene Ontology annotation, molecular function: thiosulfate-cyanide sulfurtransferase activity.